Trichogramma pretiosum is the source of this 1354-nucleotide messenger RNA. RefSeq names its product malate dehydrogenase 3, cytoplasmic-like. The record is from RefSeq and is a predicted model, not a curated record. Gene Ontology annotation, biological process: oxaloacetate metabolic process; tricarboxylic acid cycle; malate metabolic process. Lineage: Eukaryota; Metazoa; Arthropoda; Insecta; Hymenoptera; Trichogrammatidae. Bases 21 to 1157 code for a protein of 378 amino acids. Gene Ontology annotation, molecular function: L-malate dehydrogenase (NAD+) activity. The transcript has 6 exons.
AUAACCUCAAGGCCUGUAAAAUGUCGGGACGAGCUCUAAAAGUCGUUAUAACCGAAGCGUCGAGUUACACGGCUCGUUACUUAGCAUUUCGCAUUCUCAACGAAGAGCUUUUCGGACCAGACAGGAAAAUCAUAUUGAGUUUGUUCGUCGCCGACGAGGCUGUCAUGAGCUUGGAGGGUAUCGCCAUUGAAAUCACUGCUUGCGCACCCAACCUAUUGCAAGAUAUCGUCUACUCGGCAGAUCGAUCGGUCGCUUUUCAUCAAGCGGAUUGGAUAUUUUUUAUUGACAAAGGAAAGGAUCAUUACUUUACGUAUGCCGAUUUUGAGAAUGACUCGUUCUUCAUUGAUUCGAUGAUCGAGACAAAGAGAAACGCUAAGGCAAUCGAUCUUUACGCGAAUAAGACGGCAAACGUCAUUGUUUACAGCAGUACUGCUGCGAGGAUACUUUCCGAAUAUGCUCCAUCGAUUCCUAUUGCAAAUAUUACCGUGGCUACAAUGAUUUUUCGCAAUUAUACAGCAUCCAUGAUAGCCAAAAAAACUCAGCGACUGCCUUGCGAUGUGAAAAAUUUGAUAAUAUGGGGUACAAACAGUCUACCCGCCAUUCCCUACUGCAAGUAUGCUCGAUUUAGUGAUGGGAAAUAUGUGACGGAUGCGGUACAGGACGAUUUGUGGUUCAAGGAAGAACUUCCAAAGCUAUUCAAAGGGAUUUUUCGCAAGCGCCGUUAUCGAUUGACCGAAGCUCUGGCCUUCUUUGAUCAUUGUAAAUAUUUAAUAAACGGAACUCCAGAAGGUGAGUGGAUUACCAUGAACGUUUGCUCGGAUGGCUCUUAUGGCGUCAAGCCUGGCUUAUUUUUCUCCUUUCCUGUUUACUGUGUCAACGGCCAAUGGAAGAUUGUUCAAGGCUUAGAGUUAGAUGAUUACUUCAAAAAGAAGAUCAAAGAUAUACAGAUUACUAUGGAUGAUAAGAUGCAGUCUGCACUGAAUAUUUGCCUCGAAGACGAGAGGAAUCCAGAAAAACCAAUCGAUAAAACUGUAGUGAGGAAAUCUAUUUUAAAAAAUGAUUUUCCCACUCAGCAAAAUAAUGAAACUAUUACGCAAGACCUUGAUGAAAUGUCUCCGGAAAAUUCAGACAACCCUCCUCAAAAUACUGAAAAUUAAAUUUUUAUUAUUAUAAGCAGUAUUUGUUUUAUUACUUUUCUAACGAACAUAGAAAUCGAAUCAAUCUUAGCAUUAUCAGUUUUUUCUUUUUGUGUCGAGUAACGAUUUUACUCGAAGAAUUUUUAUUAUCUACCAACGUCUAGCCGUAUGAUAUCAUAGCUGUAAAAAUUUGCUGAGUCGUCGUCGGGUAAUGCUAC